Messenger RNA from Peromyscus eremicus (cactus mouse), 1287 nucleotides. RefSeq names its product regulator of G protein signaling 5 (gene Rgs5). The coding region runs from base 138 to 683 and encodes 181 amino acids. NCBI's taxonomy places the organism in Eukaryota, Metazoa, Chordata, Mammalia, Rodentia, Cricetidae. The record is from RefSeq and is a predicted model, not a curated record. The transcript is spliced from 5 exons.
AGCCACAGAGCUGUGAGAGAGCCUGUAUAUAUUCCUCAGAGGCAAAGACUGCCCUAGACAGUUUUGAAGUUUCCAGAGACCCGUUCAGCUGUUGAGAAGUUCGAGAAGUCGGCUGAGGACCUAAGCCGCUUGCCAAAAUGUGUAAGGGGCUGGCAGCGUUGCCGCACUCAUGCCUGGAAAGGGCCAAGGAGAUCAAGAUCAAGUUGGGAAUUCUCCUGCAGAAGCCAGACUCUGCUGUUGACCUUGUCAUUCCAUAUAAUGAGAAGCCGGAGAAGCCAGCCAAGACCCACAAGCCCUCGCUGGACGAGGCCCUGCAGUGGCGCCAUUCCCUGGACAAGCUUCUCCACAACAACUAUGGACUUGCCACCUUCAAAAGUUUCCUGAGGUCUGAAUUCAGUGAGGAAAACCUUGAGUUCUGGGUUGCCUGUGAGGAGUACAAAAAGAUCAAGUCGCCGGUCAAAAUGGCAGAGAAGGCAAAGCAAAUUUAUGAAGAAUUCAUCCAGACAGAGGCCCCUAAAGAGGUGAACAUCGAUCAUUUCACUAAGGACAUCACCAUGAAGAACCUGGUGGAACCUUCCCCGAGCAGUUUUGACCUAGCCCAGAAAAGAAUCCAUGCCCUGAUGGAGAAGGAUUCGCUGCCCCGUUUUGUGCGCUCUGAGUUUUAUAAAGAGUUGAUCAAGUAGUAAUCUGAUCAAUUAUCAGAUUGCCAGGCUUCAGAAAUCACCCCGUGAGUUGACUUACAUCCUCUGUAGUAACACAGUAUCCCCUAAGCACCUGCACGUUUUCCCAUAGCAGCUUUGCUCCCAGAUACCCAAACAAAGACAAACCCUACACUAUGUUGCUAACUCACCUGCUCAUGUUGGUUUGAGUGUGGAUCUGUUGGCCUUCACUCCUAUUUCUUCUUUCUGACUGCUUUGUAAUGAAAGUCUGUCUACCACGUCUUUGUCAGCCCGAGUCACAGAAAAAACAAAAUCCCGUUUAACAUAAAGCUGUCUGUGAAAAGAAUAGGUGAUAGAUUGUUCUUUGAACUGGGCUGAAAAGAAAAACAAGCGCAAGGGUCCCCUUUUCAAGGGGAUUUGACUGGUCUUGUUGAUUGUUUUAAUUCUCAUCCUCCAAUGAUUUCUGAAUUUGGUUAGUAUAAGGCACGAAGCUGUUUAUAAGGCAGCCACCGUUUGGUUUUUAAGCAAGUAUAUUGUUUAACAUACUGAUUUCUCCCUCCUAGAAUACCUUUGUGUUAGCUAGACAUUCUAAAGAAGAGAUACAAUAAAUAUAGUGUGCUUUACAAAA